ACUUCAGAUGUAAGCCAACCUUCAGAGAGGGAGGAUCGCGGUGCCUCCGAGAUCAGAACAUCCUGAGACAUCACUGGGUUCACAGACGGAGACAGGAGGGGAAGUGUCGACAGUGUGGAAAGAGUUUUCAACAGAAGUUCUUCCACAGUAAAGAAAUAAUCGCCAUCAGCUGUUCCUGGUGUAAACAAGCGUUCCACAAUAAGGUGACGUGUUUCAUGCUGCACCAGAUUGAGGAGCCGUGUUCACUCGGGGCCCACGCUGGAGUCAUUGUACCGCCCUCCUGGAUCAUCAAAGUCAGAAAACCACAGAGCUCACUUAAGAACUCUGCCAGGAGAAAAAAGCGGACAUCUUUCAAACGAAGGACAAGCAAGAAGGGACUGGAUGAGUCCAAAUGGCGUCCGUUCAUGUUGAAGCCUCUCCCUUCACCUCUCAUGAAGCCCAUCUUGGUUUUUGUCAAUCCCAAAAGUGGAGGCAACCAGGGUGCCAAGGUGUUACAGAUGUUCAUGUGGAUCUUGAACCCUCGACAAGUGUUUGACCUGUCACAGGGGGGGCUGCGAGAGGCGUUGGAGUUGUAUCGGAAAGUGCCAAAUCUGAGGAUCCUUGCCUGUGGAGGGGACGGCACGGUGGGGUGGAUCCUGUCCGCUCUCGACGAGCUGCAGAUGAACCCCCAGCCUCCGGUCGCUGUUCUUCCUCUGGGAACAGGAAAUGACCUCGCCAGGACGCUCAACUGGGGUGGGGGUUACACAGACGAGCCGGUGUCCAAGGUCUUAUGUCAUGUGGAGGACGGUUCAGUGGUGCAGCUGGACAGGUGGAACCUCCUGGUGGAGAAAGGUGCUGGGCAGCCAGAGGAGGGCACACAGAAGCUGCCUCUGAAUGUGUUCAACAACUACUUCAGCCUGGGCUUCGACGCUCACGUCACCCUGGAGUUCCACGAGUCCAGAGAGGCCAACCCAGAAAAGUUUAACAGUCGCUUCCGCAACAAGAUGUUCUAUGCAGGAGCUGCGUUCUCAGAUUUCCUCCAGAGAAGCUCGAGGGAUUUGUCCAAGCACGUCAGAGUGGUGUGUGACGGUACCGAUCUAACUCCCAAGAUCCAGGAGCUGAAAUUCCAGUGCAUUGUGUUUCUAAACAUUCCCAGGUACUGUGCUGGCACCAUGCCGUGGGGAAACACAGGCGACCAUCGGGACUUUGAGCCGCAGCGCCAUGACGACGGCUGCAUCGAGGUUAUUGGCUUCACCAUGGCCUCACUGGCGGCGCUACAGGUCGGCGGUCAUGGAGAGAGAUUGCACCAGUGCAGAGAAGUCGUCCUCACCACAUUCAAGACUGUACCUGUUCAGGUGGACGGUGAGCCGUGUCGACUGGCUCCCUCCACGCUCCGCAUCUCCCUCCGAAAUCAGGCCAACAUGGUCCAGAAGAGCAAGAGACGCACCUCUGUGCCCCUGCUCAACGAGGAUGAAGCAGCGGUGAGGAGUUGUGGUCGCCUGCAGGGGAGGAAGAGUAUUCAGAAGGUGUGUGCAGCUGAUCUGCGCCGCCUCUCUGCUCCCCCCGACUCCUUCUCUGUCCCUCACGCAGUUCCUGAUCGUCUGCGUCUUCGAGUGAAUCGGAUCAGCCUCCAGGAGUACGACAGACUGCAGUAUGACAAGGAACGACUACGAGACAUCUCCAUCCCAGUAGGCAUUGUGGUGGUGAGGGGCGACUGUGACCUGGAGACAUGCAGACUCUAUAUUGACAGAUUACAGGAGGACUUACACCAGGCGCCAUCUACUGGCCACAGAGUGCACUAUCAGGAUGAGAGCAGAGGCGUCCCCAGGACCAGUUCAACCAGCAGACUCUCUCCCAACUGGAGCUUCUUGGACUCCACAUCAGCCGACCGCUUCUAUCGCAUCGACAAGGCUCAGGAGCACCUCCACUUUGUGACAGAGAUCUGUCAGGACGAGGUGUUUAUCCUGGACCACGAGGGACCAGUGGUGAGCCAGGGGUCGUCCACAGGGAUGCCGGAUCUGGUGGUGGAGCCCACUGCUGGUGUUCCCUUGACGCCCGAUGAACAAGCUCUGCUGACAGCUGCCAGUACAGGAGAUCUGUCUAUGCUGUCGGAGUGUGUGCGCCGAGGCGUCAGCUUGUUGGUCAGAGACUCCGGAGGUUGUUCAGCGUUACAUAUAGCCGCCCAGAACGGACACACAGAGCUGGUCAGCUUCAUACUGCAGCAGGGCUCUAAGGUGCUCCUGGAUUUGACAGACAGAGAGAAGUAUGUUGGAGGGGACACUGCCUUGCACAAAGCAGCCUCGGAGAAGCAGCACGCCGUGUGUCGACUGCUGGUGGAGGCCGGGGCGUCGCUCGAGAAGACCAACUUCCAGGGGAAGACACCAGCGGACCAAGCAGAGGGAGACUCGGAGCUCACCACCUUCCUGAACGCCCAACAGCACACGUCCUCUGCCACCCACGAAGACUUGGAGACGGCUGUCUGAGGCGCACACGCACACUCUCACACACACACACUCGCUCGGUCUCUCUGGACUCUGCACACACUCGUAGUGGAGACGAAUCUGGGAGAGAAAAGUGUUUAAAAAAAAAACAAACGAUCAGAGUCUGGUUUGUCUCUGCAGAGAUGAACGGGACAGAUCAGAGGAGUGAACUGCUUCAGCUCACAGCAGCACCGCAGUGGAGAUUUUAAUGGUCAACUAUUUAUUUGUAUUUAUUUAUUCAUAUUCUAUUUAUUGGUUGUGCUGAUUGAGUGAUUGGUUGAUUGAUCGUUGGACUUUUAACGGUUCAGGAUGCAAGUGCACUUUGAGCAGCCGUGGUGAGUUCACUUGUCGUUUAGGAGAGACGAACUCAAGAAAACAUGUUUUAUUUCGGUCACAGUUCAUAUUUGAAGAAUGGGUUCACUCAGUAAAAAAAUAUGUGUUGAUCAAGUAUUUAAAAUCAGUUAGAAAUAACUUCUGCUGAAAAUUAUUAAAAUGACAUAAAUACUUAAGUUUUAUAUGUGUUGCCCCAUAAAACCUGUGUGCCAAAGACACUGAUGUAGUGUCAUAUCUGUCUCAGUAAUGUUCCCACAAUCUGUCACAGUGGUUUCUUUUCACAUUCUCAUAAAUCUUCAAAACGUCGCUUUCAUACCAAACAGUGUAAUGUUAAUGUUAUUGAUCACAUUACAGGGUCAGCGGAGGGCUGUGAAUAUUAUAAAGCUAAAAAAAGAAAUUUAUUUCAGCUGUCUCACAUUAGUUUAAGUACAGAAGAAAGAAACAAUGAAUCUUAAUUAAAACCAGAGCUACAAAUUGCCUCUCAAGUGAAACUGUUUCUCUGACUCAGCUGACCUGAUAACUGAGUGCGUGUUACUCCACUAAUUCCUAACCCUUGGGGGCAGUGUUGUAGUCAAGACCACUUGAACUAAAACCAGACUUGAGGUUGAGGCUGAUUUUUAUUUGUAAUAAGGCUCUACACCGACACUGUAACUUACACAAGUGGCCUGUGUUGUAGUGAGCAUUUAUACUUGUUGGGUGAUGUGUCUGCGUCGUUCUGCACUUAUGCCUCCAAAACACUAGAUGGCGGUGGAACCCUUAUGCCUCUGUUUUGAUUUUCUGCAACGUUCAAUUUGUCUGCUCCAUUAUAACUCACAAAGUUCACAGACAAAACAACUGUCUUAUACUAGACAUGUUUUCCCCACAAAUACAACAUGCUAAUGUAUUUAGCAUACACCUAUGACAUUUCCCAUUGCUUAAAUUAGUCUAGCUGCUAGCAGACUUUUCCUCUACUCAUAUGAAGCCUGAACAACAGUGUCAUGUAACAAAGGUAACGUUACAAAAUUUGGCUCCAUCACAACUCACAAGGUUCACUGACAAAACAACUGUCUUAUACUAAACAUGUUUUCCAAACAAAUACAACAUGCUAACGUUAUUAGCACAAGCCUAUGGCAUUUUACAUUGUAUAAAUUAGCCUAGCGAAUAGCAGAGAUUUCCUCUGCUCAUAUGAAGCCAGGAUAAAUCACACACAAGACUUAAAAUGCUAUUUUUGUGGAGGCUUUAUUGUCUUCACAGUUUAUUGUUUCUUAUCUGUGAAAUUAAAGUAAAUAAAAGCUUUGUCUCCACUGAGGGAAAUGGUUUCAGCUUACAGAAACAGACAGGAGGUCUGCGUUGCCACAACGUGUAGUUACAUUUCUGGGGAGGUGUACAUCAGGUUAUGGUGUAGGGUACAGCGUACGCUCUACAUCGACACAGAGAUACAGUGUCAAUUCAACAAAGAAGUAUAAACUCCACCAGUGAGUCUGACACUACAUAACACAGAUAAAGUGUGGAACAUGCAAACUAUAGGCACUCCACAAACUGAUGUGAAAGACCCACAUUCUCAUAAAACACAGAAAACAAAUUAAGAUUCCUCUCCAUUCACCUCUUUUAUAACUAUAUUGUCUAUCUGUAUGUGUCUGAAUGUAACAUGAGAAAUGUCUGGAUAAAAUAAUCAGAAGGCAUCACAGAGGGGAUUUUUAUUUCCUUUUCUUUCUGUGAGCAAACGAACACAAAGGAUCAACUGAAACAUCUUUAUUCAGUGCUCCUUUUUUGCACUUAUAAUUUAGUGAUAUCCCCACAACCAUGUUUUUUUAAAUUAAAAUCCAGAGUCCUCUUUUGUCUGAGACCGACACAGGGCCGAAUAGAAGCGCGGUCGAGACUCUCAAACAGUGAUCUGAAGUCUGGUCUUGUAUGCUACAACACUGCCUCAGGGUCUGACACAUAAAUUUCACGUGUCACAAAGUGAGUUUAAGAAAGAAAAAAUACAAGUUUGCUUUUUAUUCUUGUGAUACACUUGAUACGUCCACCUUUUUAAGCCUCUAAAAACUCCUCAAACAACCUCAGAAGGAAAAAAAAAUUAGUCUUUGCUCCAACUUCUCCCAGUUUAUACUGGUUUGUUUUAAGGUUUAACAAGCUAAUAAAGGUUGGGAAGCACUGGUUUAUUCCACAAACACCAUUCUCCCUGAACACUGAACUAUAAUUGGUUACCAGACAUGUCAGAUAUAGAUUUUAAAGAAUCGGAAAUAUUAUAAAACGAAGCCAGUGUCGGCCCAGAGUGGAGGAAAACCAACACAUUAGUUCAAGUGAAACCAUGAAGCAGCCGGUUGGUUUGAAAGGACAGAGCAGACUGUGUUUAAAGCAGAGUCACUAAUUUUUAAACGCUGCCGUCACACAAACAAGUAUUUUAACUUUUCACAGUGUGUUUGUGGUACUCCUGACCCGACAAGGCUUUUCACAUGCAGUGUGUGUGCGUGUGUGUGUGUGUGUGUGUGUGUAUGUAUGAUGAUAUUCCUCAUUCCAUAUCAAACCCUGAAGAGUCAGUACAGCUGCAGCAGAAAGUUUUCACCGCUCUCUGUGCAGCUUGUACAAAACUACAGAUUGUGUUAUAACUGUGUGUGUGUGUGUGUGUGUGUGUGUGUGCAGCAUCUAUCCAAGAAGAAAAGAAGAAUCUGAGCCAUAUUCAAUGCAAUAUGAAUAGAUUACGUCUUUUUGCAUUUCUAUAUUAAUCGUUUACAUUACAUUAAUGUUUUUAAACAUAGUUGACCAUUUAGCACCGAGGAGUAUUGAAUGUGCAAUUUUACUUCAGUGCUGGUUGGGUAUAUGAUUGUUUUAUGUUUUUGUUUUUUUUCUUUUGUGUGCAUGUAUGUCGAUGGAUUGAACUUUUAAACAGCCCUGUGAGGUCUCUUUUGAUAUAACCUGUUGUAAACAAAAUUCAUAUAUAAAAGAGGAACUGCUUUCCCCAGAGUGUUUGCGGGGAAACAUUUUAAAGAUUCACAUGUAGCCAUCGUAGAAGUCUGACGGCUUUUAAACUGCACUGCAUAUUAAUGUCAUGUAUGUUAACGAACAACAUGUUGAAAGUCCCGUUUUCGGCUGCUACUAAUAUCCAGUGUUAUUUGUUAUAUUGUGUGUUUCUGCAGGGUUUUUAGGGACAUUUUUGUGAAUCACUAAAGGAUCGUUUUAUUUGAAGAAAGAGCGGUCACACAGUGAGGCAGUAUCUUUUCCAGUUUGAGGUCCACUUGCUAUGUUCUUCCAGAGCUUUCAGCAACAUUUCGUGACUGAAAACUCCAGACGAAAGCUCGUAAAUGUACCUUAAAGGGUGGGACCAUUAUUGUCAAUGUUACUUUAAGUAAUUUUUAAAUCUUUCUGUAGCUUCCCAGUAGUGUUACUCAUGAGUUCAAAUCCAGACAUUUAAAUUUUGGUUGUCUUAGCGUUAAAAUGCUGUUUUCCCAAGCUCUUAUAAAAACGCUUUCUCACACGCCCUGACGCAGGUUUCUGCAUGAUGGCAUCACUACAUAUAAACCCUUUUAGGGUCGACGUCACAAUGACGUAUGUUCAGUUCAUUAGCUGCCUCUCCACCACAGGGCUGUAGGCUACAUAGGAGUCUUAACAUGUGGUCAUGUGUGUACCGGGAGCCAGAAUAAAAGCAGUCAUGGCUCAAAACCAGCCGCCACUGCCCAUCAACAAAAACAAAGAUGGUUAAAUGUGAUAAGACCAAAGGACUGGAUGGAGGCCAUCAUCAAAAAUGCUCACAUGUGCAGCGCACACUUCAUAUCAGGUUAGGGAAAAAGUAUUUCCUGUUGUAGGGAUGAAUAACGCUAUGUGUGUUAAGGGUUACAAGUCCACCUCAUCAGACACUGGCUAUAGAGCCGACAUGCCACAUCCAAGCCUAGUUGCACCACUAAAUUUGAGUAACAACUAGUGUAAACAUGGGUGCAUUGUUGUGAGUUCGCGUGCAUCUUAAAGUCAAACGUGGGCAUAAAAUUAAAAUUAGAGCACAAAAUGGCUGACAUGCUGUAUGAUGAAAAGAAAUGUGCUAUGUUCUUAAAGAUAACAGCAAUGAUCUCAAAUUUUGUGAACAUCAAAGUUACUUUAUCCCAAUUGUAGUGUGCAUUUGGGGGCACUAUGGAGCCCACUGAACACACUUAUAAACACUGCUUACGCACAAAACGAGGCCUGAAAGAGGCGUACACCACUUGCAACGCAAACGGUGUGAUGUAUAAAAACAGGCUUCAUGGGAGAAACUUUGACACAUGCUUACGAACAUUUUGGAAACGGUAAAGUUAGCGAUGCACAUCUAAUAUUUUUUUGGAUUGUGUUUAUAGAUCCUGCGCACUGUUUUAUAAAUGAGACCCCUGAUGUUCGUGCCAAUUUACGCAAAUGUUCAAGCAUCCUGGCCCCUUUAGGUUCGUCGCCCUUUUAGAAAUCAUAAAUUAACGUCAGCAUGUUUCUUGACAUGACUUUAAUUUACACAUUUCCUCUCAUGAUCAGUAAGCUUCUCUUGCGUAUUUGCAGUGAUACUCUCUAAAAUAAUGUGUAGUCUGGUAAACAAAUGAAAAGUCAAAUUUUGCCUUUAGAUCAAAAAUAUAUUUUUAAUUGACACUUUACAGCCAAUCAGAUUUUGAUUCCAUAGCCGUGGUAUACAUUUAAUUACACUGAAAAAUAUAUAGAAAAAGAUACAUGUAUUAUUGUCUGCGGGUUUUUUGUUGUUGUUUUUUUUGCUUUGUAAAGUGUUACAUUCAGGGGCGUUGGAAUAUAAAAAGUAGAGUGAUUACGUUUUUGUUUUGUUUGGUUUUUUACCAGUUUUAAUCCCAAACUCACACGACAGUAUUUUUCUUUUAUGACAUAUGAGAUGCUCUGCAGCACUUGUGAGGAAUUCCUUGACUAAAUCCACAUUUCAGACCCCUCAGAUCAGAGUGUAUUCCUUUUUUUGCCAUUGAUAUGUUUAUGAUGCAAGACUUCUACGAUGGCCACCACCGUCAGCGUCCACCUGAGACAUUCCUCUGAGUGUCUCCAGACAAUAAAACAGACAAAAAGUGUAAAUGAAAUCCUUGAACAUCUGUGAAUGGUGAUGACCUUUUCUAUGAAGUGACUGUGGUAAUAAGCUCGGCCCGCUCUGAAUGACAUACACACACGCUUCUUCUUAUCACUCUUUCUAUUGAGUAGAAACUUUGUAUUAAAUUGUGUCUCUCAUCAGCGUUGGUUUAUGCAUGGCAUUUUCUUACCUCCUUCCUCUGGAUUAUUUUCUGGUAAUGGCAUAAAGGAUGGCAUUAUUGUUGUUUAAACUAUUCAAUUAUUAUAGUUUUAAAUGAUUCCUCCCUGAGGUUCCUCUUAGGUUGGACAUGUGGUUUUCUUUUGCUUUUGUAUUUCUUAUUUCUCUGCUGAUGAUGACGACGAUGAUGAUGAUGAUGAUGAUGAUGGGAUUACUUGAAGUUUGUUGUUUUGUUUUAUUUGUUAAAAGAAGAUGUGAUGCUGU
Messenger RNA from Epinephelus moara (kelp grouper), 8244 nucleotides. It is a transcript of the gene dgki, whose product is annotated as diacylglycerol kinase, iota. Gene Ontology annotation, cellular component: nucleus. The transcript has 31 exons. Gene Ontology annotation, biological process: diacylglycerol metabolic process; regulation of synaptic transmission, glutamatergic; lipid phosphorylation. Gene Ontology annotation, molecular function: protein binding; ATP-dependent diacylglycerol kinase activity. NCBI's taxonomy places the organism in Eukaryota, Metazoa, Chordata, Actinopteri, Perciformes, Serranidae. Bases 216 to 2462 code for a protein of 748 amino acids. The record is from RefSeq and is a predicted model, not a curated record.